AUGGCUUCUGGAGACAAGCGCUCUUCCGAAGGCGGGGCUGCCUUUAAGGAAGACGCCGAGCGCAGCCAUAGCAGGGGCACUCGCAAUGCCUCCGUGGUCAGUAGUACUCACAUGUCGGCCGCGGACCGUGCUCGCCGCAAUGCCAAUGCCAAACUCGCCAACCCUCUGUCUGGAUACAGCCGUCCCCAGCUGGAGAAGAUGGGACGAGACUAUGCACUACAACAUGCGCUAGCCGAACCCGAGGAUAUCCGCGCUUUCGAAAUCGGCGCCAUCCUCGCUCAGGACCCAUUGGCCUACGAUCGCCUGGGCACCGAUACCCUGUCAGAGGAGGAAGUUUCAACGCUGUACCAUGAAUUCACCAACAAAUGGUCCCAGCCCAAGACUCUGUAUAUUGUCAUUGUCUGCUGUUCCGUUUGCGCUGCAGUCCAGGGAAUGGACGAGACUGUCGUCAAUGGUGCACAACUCUUCUACACCCCGCAAUUCGGCAUUGCCAACGAAGGCGAGGCGCGCUCAACUUGGUUGACUGGUCUCUGCAACUCGGCCCCGUAUCUUUGCUGCGCUUUCAUCGGCUGCUGGUUGACUGUUCCGUACAACAACUGGUUCGGUCGUCGUGGCACCAUCUUCAUCACUUGCCUGUUCUCUGCGAUUGCCUGUUUCUGGCAGGGCUUUGUCAACACCUGGUGGCACAUGUUCGUAGCGCGUUUCAUGCUCGGCUUCGGUAUUGGCCCUAAAUCCGCAACGGUCCCAAUCUACGCGGCAGAAUGCACCCCUCCGGCAAUCCGUGGUGCGCUGGUCAUGCAAUGGCAAAUGUGGACCGCGUUCGGUAUCAUGCUUGGUUACGUUGCUGAUCUUGCGCUGUACAAAGUCCCGGAUACUGCUGCCGCCACCGGAUUGAACUGGCGUUUGAUGAUGGCGUCCGCCAUGCUGCCAGCUGUCGUCGUCUGCUGCUUCGUCUUCUUAUGUCCUGAGUCGCCUCGUUGGUAUCUCAGCAAGGGCCGCCACGCUGCUGCCUACCACGCCAUGUGUCAACUGCGCUACAACAAGGUCCAGGCGGCUCGCGAUCUGUUCUAUAUGGCUGAGCUUCUGAAGGCUGAAGAGGGCAUGAAGAUUGGCCAGAGCAAGAUCAUGGAAAUCAUCACCGUGCCCCGCAACAGACGUGCGAUGAUUGCUUCGGAGAUUGUCAUGUUCAUGCAGCAGUUUUGUGGAGUCAACGUCAUCGCUUAUUACUCGUCCUCGAUUUUCCGCGACAGCGGUUUCUCCUCGAUAUCUGCCCUUGCUGCGUCCCUCGGAUUCGGCAUUAUCAACUUUUUAUUCGCUAUUCCCGCCAUCUAUACCAUCGAUACUUUUGGGCGCCGUAACCUUCUGCUCACGACGUUCCCGCUCAUGGCGAUCUUCCUGCUCUUCACGGGCAUGUGCUUCUUCAUCUCCAACGAAGGCUCGGCUCUUAGGGUUCGUGUCGGCCUGAUUGCUCUGGGCAUCUAUCUGUUCGGUAUCGUCUACUCUCCCGGUGAGGGUCCGGUACCAUUCACAUACUCUGCUGAAGCAUACCCGCUAUAUGUGCGUGCGUACGGAAUGUCGCUUGCGACGGCUACCACGUGGUUUUUCAACUUCGUGCUCUCGAUCACGUGGCCUUCGCUUCAAGCUGCAUUCACACCUCAGGGUGCGUUUGGCUGGUACGCUGCAUGGAACGUCGUCGGCUUCUUCCUCGUCCUCUUCUUCUUGCCCGAGACCAAGGGAAAAACCCUCGAAGAACUUGACCAAGUCUUCAGUGUACCCACCAGCAAGCAUGCUGCCUACGGCCUUCGUCAGAUUCCGUACUUUAUCAACCGCUACAUCUUCAGACGUAAGGUUGAGCCUGAGAUUCUGUACCAGGUAGAGGAUGUUCACGCUGGUGGCGACCCCGAGGACCUCGCUGGUGACACGGAUUCGGGAUCCAAGGUUAGAGAGACCCGUAACGGCACAUAG
Messenger RNA from Lasiodiplodia theobromae, 1965 nucleotides. Its product is annotated as MFS sugar transporter. The transcript has 4 exons. Lineage: Eukaryota; Fungi; Ascomycota; Dothideomycetes; Botryosphaeriales; Botryosphaeriaceae. Gene Ontology annotation, molecular function: myo-inositol:proton symporter activity. Gene Ontology annotation, biological process: transmembrane transport. The record is from RefSeq and is a predicted model, not a curated record. Gene Ontology annotation, cellular component: membrane. Bases 1 to 1965 code for a protein of 654 amino acids.